GUUUGUUCACUUUCUUGUUUUCUCCCCCUCUCUCUCUUUCUUCAGAAAAGCAUAAAGAAAAAAAAACUCAUAAUAUUCAAAGAAAGAAAGAUCUAUAUAUCACAAUGGCAGAUCAACUCACAGAUGAUCAGAUCUCUGAAUUCAAGGAAGCCUUCAGCUUGUUCGAUAAAGAUGGCGAUGGUUCCAUCACAACAAAGGAGCUUGGAACUGUGAUGAGGUCAUUAGGCCAAAAUCCAACAGAGGCAGAGCUACAAGACAUGAUAAACGAAGUCGAUGCUGAUGGUAAUGGAACAAUCGAUUUCCCUGAAUUUCUAAACCUUAUGGCAAGGAAAAUGAAAGACACAGAUUCGGAGGAAGAGCUGAAAGAAGCGUUCAGAGUGUUCGACAAGGAUCAGAACGGAUUCAUUUCUGCUGCUGAACUUCGUCAUGUAAUGACCAACCUCGGUGAGAAGCUAACUGAUGAGGAAGUCGAUGAGAUGAUUCGAGAGGCUGAUGUUGAUGGUGAUGGCCAAAUUAAUUAUGAUGAAUUUGUUAAGGUUAUGAUGGCCAAGUGAAGCUUACCAAGAUUAUAUAUAUUACUACUGCACCUUAUAUAUGUAUAACCUUUCAUCAGUUCUCAUUUAUUUAUUCAAUAUCAUCAUUGGAAUGUAUUUGAAUAUUAAUAUAUACUUGAUGUGAAAUUGAUAUACAGGGUAUAUUAUAUAAUAAAAUUUGUUCUUUUUUCACACUCAUUCA
Molecule: messenger RNA, 735 nt
Organism: Vicia villosa (hairy vetch)
Lineage: Eukaryota; Viridiplantae; Streptophyta; Magnoliopsida; Fabales; Fabaceae
Product: calmodulin-like
Exons: 2
Coding region: 105-554 (149 amino acids)
Molecular function (GO): enzyme regulator activity; calcium ion binding
Source: RefSeq, a predicted model, not a curated record